Molecule: messenger RNA, 927 nt
Organism: Caenorhabditis bovis
Lineage: Eukaryota; Metazoa; Nematoda; Chromadorea; Rhabditida; Rhabditidae
Source: the annotation of a GenBank genome assembly
AUGGGCAACGAGAGCUCAACGCUGGUGAAAAUUCGCCGCAGCAGCAAGGAUCCGGCAAUCAUCGAGUGCAUGGACACGAAUGGCAACCAUCAAGCGAUUUACCGUAAGAAAUCGCGGAAACGAAGUGUGACGUCGAGCCCGCCGCCGCCGCCAAUUCCGAUUCUCAUUCAAUCGCAACCGUCGGCAGAGCAAUUCAGUGUUGAUUCGAGGAAAAGCUCCGUUUCAAAUUUUCGAUCUUCUAGCGACGGCUCCGGCGACUCGCUUUUAAGCCCGCCGAAUUUGGCAUCCGACCGCCGGCGGAGUCGUAGUUUGUGCGCCGCACAAAUAAAGGAGGACGCUCAAGCGGUCGCUGCAAGCCAACAACAAGAAAAAUCGUCGUCGUCGAACAACAGAAAACAGAGCAGCGGAUUGGUGCCAUCGCUGAAUCGCCUUCGAAUUCAACAAUGCUAUAAAGCGGCCAAACCAUCCAUCGGCGACGCGAUAAUGAAACGAGCGGCGGCGGCGCGCGUCGAAAUGCGCGCGUUUCUCGCCAAAAUGAACGCGACACAAAUCGAGGCGCUCGGCCGUCAAAUGUACGAGCUGAUCACGCUGGCCGUCGAGAACGCCGACAAAUCCGACAAGGUGCUCGCGCACGCGAAACAAUUCGGCAGCUCCUACGCGGCGCUUUGUCCGCUCGGCUUUCGGCCCGAUUUGUUCACGCCGCUCGCCGACGCCGCCAUCGCCGAGUGCGUCAAACUCGACGGUGUUCAUAAGCGCUGCGAGACGCUGUCCGCCUGGAGCCAACUGUUCAGCGCGCUGUUCACCGGCGUCCGCGACGGCUACUAUCAGAAAGUUCGACAUCAGAGGCGAACAUCGCUGCCCCAAAAUACCAUAACCAAACAGCUGUCUGUCGACUUUUCCAAAACAUCUGACGCCUUCUCCCGCUGA